Molecule: messenger RNA, 1597 nt
Organism: Brachypodium distachyon (stiff brome)
Lineage: Eukaryota; Viridiplantae; Streptophyta; Magnoliopsida; Poales; Poaceae
Product: probable pectinesterase 68
Exons: 5
Coding region: 219-1280 (353 amino acids)
Biological process (GO): cell wall modification
Molecular function (GO): pectinesterase activity
Source: RefSeq, a predicted model, not a curated record
ACCCUCUCGGCUGUGGGAAAGAGCUGCCCGCUCUCACGGUCCUCGUGCAAGCAAACGUGAGUAAGAGAGAGCUCGAUCACGAGACUGUGGGAGUGAAAGGCUAGCUAGCAGAGUGACAAGACACACACGCACAAACACACGGAUACCAAAGAACCUUAGUUUGCCACAUUUCGCACAAACUUUUAUCUCACUGGUCCUUUGUUCAGAGACUUGUUGAGAUGGGUCGCCGGCUCUUGUUGGUACUGGCGGCGGCGCUCGCGAGCCUCGUGCCGCUGUUGAUCUCGUGCCAGGCGGCGACGACGCCGACGCCGUGCGAGGCCGCGAGGCGCGGCAGCGGGCACCACCAGUACAGGCAGCCGGUGGGCGUGCGGAGGAUCGUGGUGGACGCGACCGGCGCCGGCGACUUCCUCUCCAUCCAGCAGGCCGUGGACUCCGUGCCGGCCAACAACACCGUGCGCGUCAUCAUGCAGAUCAACGCCGGCUCCUACAUAGAGAAGGUGUUGGUGCCGGCGUCGAAGCCGUACAUCACGUUCGAGGGCGCCGGGCGGGACGUGACGGUGGUGGAGUGGCACGACAGGGCGAGCGACCGCGGCCCCGACGGGCAGCAGCUCCGCACCUACAACUCCGCCUCCGUAACCGUUCUAUCCAACUAUUUCACCGCUAAAAACAUCAGCUUCAAGAACACGGCUCCCGCACCGAUGCCCGGCAUGCAAGGGUGGCAGGCGGUGGCGUUCCGCAUCUCGGGCGACAAGGCCUUCUUCUUCGGCUGCGGCUUCUACGGCGCGCAGGACACGCUCUGCGACGACGCCGGCCGCCACUACUUCCGCGACUGCUACAUCCAGGGCUCCAUCGACUUCAUCUUCGGCAACGGCCGUUCCCUCUACAAGGACUGCGAGCUGCACUCGACGGCGCAGCGGUUCGGGUCGGUGGCGGCGCAGGGGCGGAACGGGCCGUGCGAGCGCACCGGCUUCGCCUUCGUCAACUGCCGGGUGACCGGCACGGGGCAGCUCUACGUCGGGCGAGCCAUGGGGCAGUACUCGCGGAUCGUGUACGCCUACACCUACUUCGACAGCGUCAUCGCGCCCCGCGGAUGGGACGACUGGGAUCACACCAGCAACAAGAGCAUGACGGCGUUCUUUGGGAUGUACAGGAACUGGGGACCCGGCGCCGACGCCGUGCACGGCGUGCCGUGGGCGCGUGAGCUCGACUAUUUCUCCGCACGCCCGUUCCUCGGAAAGAGCUUCGUCAACGGAUUCCACUGGCUCGCUCCAGAUGUCUGAAUUUUGACACAGUUUUGAGCACUGGAGAUUACAGCAGACAUGUCACAUGAUUCAUUCGUACAGCACAGGCAUAGUAGACUCGAUAGUGGAAUAAUAGAACAGCUAGCAUCAAUUCAUGAUGUACAAAUGAGCUAGUACAGUAUAGAUUCAUUUCAUCGUUUAAAACUUCCAAGGGUGGUCACAAGUUCCACCGCAAAGAAAGAAAAGAAAAUGUAGUUACAAGUUAGUAGAACCACAGCUGUGUACCAAUUUCCGGACUAAACAGCAAGUGUUUAUUCGUUCUACGUCUAUAUGUGAUGCUUUACUGAGGAUGACAA